Molecule: messenger RNA, 387 nt
Organism: Rodentolepis nana
Lineage: Eukaryota; Metazoa; Platyhelminthes; Cestoda; Cyclophyllidea; Hymenolepididae
Source: the annotation of a GenBank genome assembly
GCUCGCCAUGGCCUGGAGGACUAUAUAUUCCAUCUCCUCAUGGGUUAUGCUGACCCACCACCGGGUCGCGAGUUGGAGCCUAAUCAGCACUAUAACCCAUAUUUCCCAGGAGGUGCUUUAUCCAUGGCUCCACCCCUCUUCGAUGAGCAGGUUGAAUAUGCCGACGGUACUCCAGCCACCGUGUCUCAGAUGGCCAAGGAUGUCACAGAGUUUCUCACCUGGUCCUCCGACCGCAAUCAUGAUCAACGAAAACGCGUACUUUUCAAAGUUAUCAUAGUGGUGGGCAUGGCUGCUGUGCUCGCUGGUGUCUAUAAACGCAAGAAGUGGGCCAAUAUCAAGACUCGCAAAGUAAUGUACAAGAAUCGUCCCGUGCCAAAGGAUAUUUAA